CAAACAACUGGUCUCUGAAAAAUUCAGUUGACAGCAGACUGACCAAAGAGAAACUGGAAACCAUGCUGCUGAAGCUACUGAUCGCUGUGCUUUGCUUCGGCUUCGCCGUUUACGCAAAUACAAAUGUUACUGCCCCAAGGGUCAAAACACCUUUGGGAGGAUUGAAAGGCUACUACAAGGUCUCACAAAAUGGUAGAAAAUACGAGGCAUACGAAGGGAUCCCUUAUGCAUUGCCACCUAUUGGGAAACUACGAUUUAAGCCUCCUCGGCCAAUACCGGCAUGGACUGGUGAAUUAUCGGCUACAAAAUUCGGUUCCGAGUGUAUUCAAUACGAUCAUAUCCCAGAACAUCAACCUUCGGAGAAGGUUGUGGGUGCCGAAGAUUGUUUAUAUUUAAACGUUUACGUGCCAGUACGGGAAAAAGAAGGAAGUAAAAUCCCAUUGCCAGUAUUAUUUUGGAUCCAUGGCGGAGCGUUCCAAUUUGGUAGCGGCAUGUUAUAUAGCGCCAAAUAUCUAAUGGACUCCAAUGUUAUACUUAUCACUAUUAACUAUCGGUUGGGACCAAUGGGUUUCCUGAGCACGGAAGAUGAAGUAGUUCCUGGCAACAUGGGUUUGAAGGAUCAAAGUAUGGCACUUCGUUGGGUCUCACAGAACAUCGAAUGGUUCGGUGGCGACUCGAACAAAGUAACUUUGGUUGGAUUGAGUGCUGGUGGUGCAAGCGUGCAUUAUCAUUACUUAUCACAAAUGAGCGCUGGACUCUUCCAAGGUGGUAUAUCGUUCAGCGGUACAGCGCUUGAUUGUUGGACGCAAGCUGAGAAUUCUAAAGAGAAGGCCAAGAAAUUGGGCGCUUUAAUGGGAUGUCCUACAACUAGCUCCAGAGAUAUGAUACGUUGCUUGAGAUAUCGUCCAGCUCGUGCGAUGGUUCAGGCUACGAGUGAAUUUAUGCCAUUCUUGUACAAUCCCUUUACUCCUUAUGGUCCGGUAGCUGAGAAAUUUGGUGACGAAACACCCUUUAUCGAUAGAACACCCGUUGAAAUCAUUAAUAGUGGAGAUGUCCAGGAUAUACCUUGGGUGACGGGAGUAACAAGCGAAGAAGGUCUCUAUCCCGUAGCUGAGUUUAUCUCUGAUGAUCAAAAACUGAAACAGUUGAACGAUAAUUGGGAUAUUCUUGGACCGAAUUUUCUUGAUUUUAACUACACCAUUCCCAAAGAGAAACAUGUCGAGGUUGCUCAUCUCAUUAAAAAACAUUAUUUUGGUACAAAAUCGAUAGACCCACAAAGUGUGAAAGAACUGAUACAAAUGGCGAGUGAUCGCUUCUUCGUAGUCGAUGGCGAAAAGGCUGCGCGAAUGCAAGCCAAAGUAAAUCAGAAUCCAGUCUGGUUCCAUUAUUUUAGUUACAGAGGAGAACAAAGUUUGAGCGAUUCUUUCAGCGGUACCACUAUAAAUUAUGGAGUCUCACACGCCGAUGAUACAUUCUACGUAUUAGAUACUAAAUGGAUUAAUCCAACAACAACACAAAAGGACCGUGAUAUGCAGAAACACUUAAUCGACUUUUGGGUAUUGUUCGCUUCAGAGGGAAUUCCGAAAGUAGCCAAUGUGGAAUGGCUAAAAUUAGAUCCUUCAAAACCAGAACUUCAUUAUUUGCAUAUAGCAGAUCCUAAUAAAAUUAACAUGGACAGCAGUGUUAAUCUUGGAGAAAAAGAAUUCUGGAAUUCGAUUGAUUUCAAUGAAAAUGUAUUAAACCACACAGCUGAAAUCAAUAAAGAUGAUAAACAAGGUGCAACAGGCUAUAUGAGAAAUAUUAUGUUGCUGCAGUUACUACUGAUCGUUCUACUUACCUUCGACUUCACCAUUCACGCGAAUAUAGAUGAGACUGCUCCAAAAGUUAGAACAUCUUUGGGAGGACUGAAAGGCUACUACAAGACCUCGCAAAAUGGCAGAAAAUACGAAGCCUAUGAAGGGGUUCCUUAUGCUUUGCCACCUGUUGGGAAAUUACGAUUUAAAUCCCCUCGGCCAAUACCAGCAUGGAUUGGUGAACUAUCAGCUACAAAAUUAAGUGCCGUAUGUAUUCAAUAUGAUCAAGUGCCAGAACAUCCUCCAGAGAAGGUUGUAGGUGCCGAAGAUUGUUUGUAUUUAAAUGUUUACGUGCCAGUACGAGAAAAAGGGGAAAAUAAAAUCCCAAUGCCGAUAAUAUUUUGGAUCCAUGGCGGUGCAUUCCAAUGUGGUAGCGGCAUAUUGUAUGGACCCAAAUAUCUAAUGGAUCACGAUGUUAUACUUGUCACAAUUAACUAUCGAUUGGGACCUAUGGGUUUCCUGAGCACGGAAGAUGAAGUAGUUCCUGGCAACAUGGGUUUGAAGGAUCAAAGUAUGGCACUUCGUUGGGUAUCUCAGAACAUCGAAUGGUUUGGUGGCGACCCUAAAAAAGUGACAUUGGUCGGUUUGAGUGCAGGUGGUGCAAGCGUACAUUAUCAUUACUUAUCGCAAAUGAGCGCUGGACUAUUCCGAAAUGGCAUAUCGUUCAGUGGUACAGCAUUUGAUUGUUGGACGCAAGCUGAGAAUUCUUUAGAGAAGGCCAAGAAAUUGAGCGCUUUAAUGGGAUGUCCUACAACUACCUCCAGAAGCAUGAUACGUUGCUUGAGAUAUCGUCCAGCUCGUGCAAUCGUACAAACUACAAGUGAAUUUAUGCCAUUCUUUUUUAAUCCCUUCACUCCUUUCGGGCCGGUAGCUGAGAAAUUUGGCGAUGAAACACCUUUCAUCGAUAGAACGCCCAUUGAGAUUAUCAAUAGCGGAGACAUCCAGGAUAUACCUUGGGUUACAGGAGUAACGAGUGAAGAAGGCCUUUAUCCUGUGGCUGAGUUUAUUGCUGAUGAUCAAAAUCUGAAACAGUUGAAUGAUAAUUGGGAUAUUCUUGGACCAGACUACCUUGAUUUUAAUUAUACUAUCCCGAGGGAGAAACAUAUCGAGAUUGCUCGGCUUGUUAAGAAACAUUACUUUGGUACAAAACCAAUCAAUCGACAAAGUACGAAAGAACUGAUACAAAUGUCGAGUGAUCGCUUCUUCGUCGUAGAUAGCGAGAAAGCUGCGCGAAUGCAGGCCAAAGUAAAUAAAAAUCCAGUUUGGUAUCAUUACUUUACUUACAGAGGUGCGCAAAGCUUAAGCGAUGCUUACAGCGGUACCACCGUGAAUUAUGGCGUCUCACAUGGCGACGACGUAGUCUAUGUGUUAAAUACUUCCUGGGUAGAUCCACUUACAACACAAAAAGAUCGCGAUAUACAAAAGCAUUUAAUCGACUUUUGGGUAUUGUUUGCCACAGAAGGAAUUCCGAAGGUAGCUAAUGUGGAAUGGCUCAGAUUAGAUCCUUCAAAAAAGGAACUUCAUUAUUUGCACAUAGCUGGUCCUGAUAAGAUUAACAUGGACAGCAAUGUUAACUUUGGAGAAAAAGAAUUCUGGAAUUCGAUUAAUUUCAAAGAGAAUAUAUUGAAGCACUCAGCUGGAAUCAAUAAAGAUGAGCUUUGAAUAACAAUGAAAUAAAAAAC
Messenger RNA from Mycetomoellerius zeteki, 3535 nucleotides. RefSeq lists its product as uncharacterized. The transcript is spliced from 16 exons. The coding region runs from base 63 to 3515 and encodes 1150 amino acids. The record is from RefSeq and is a predicted model, not a curated record. Lineage: Eukaryota; Metazoa; Arthropoda; Insecta; Hymenoptera; Formicidae.